UGAAGUUUCUAAAACAAAGGCAAAAUGGAAAUAGAUGUUACACUACAUGGACACAAAGAAAGGAAAAGAAAGACAAACAAAGAGCAAGCAUGAGACCAGAGAUAACAAGAAAACUCACCUGCAAGGGUCUAUUUCUGAAGCAUCAUCUGAAGUCCUGAGAAUAAAUCAUCAUGGCCACCAACGUAACAUCUCAGAAUACCUACCUUGAUGAAUUUUGCUCCAAAGAUUACUUACAGACAUCCUAUGGGGCAGAAGAUGGAAUCCUUUUUGGAGAAUGGACAGAUUUUGUAUUACAAAAUCUGCAUGAAACUUUCACUAGAGGUGGAGUUAGAGGGGAUACACUGCUCGAUGUUGGCACCGGAGCCUCCAUUUAUCACCUUCUCUCUGCUUGUGAAGUGUUUGAUAAAAUCAUUGUCUCCGAUUUGGUUGAUCAAAACCGUGAGGAAUUCCAAAAAUGGCUGAAGAAAGAUCCAGACGCUUUUGACUGGACCCACCUUAUCAAACGUGCAUGUGAGCUGGAAGGAAAUAGGGAGGAUUGUGAGAGAAAAGCAGAGAAGCUCCGCAGUAAGGUGAAAGACGUCCUGAAAUGUGAUAUUGUGAAAAGAAACCCUUUUGAUCCUGUGGUUGUACCACCAGCAGAUUGUCUCCUGUGCUGCUUAUGUAUUGAAGCUGCUUCUAAAGACACGAAAACCUAUUGUAAUAUUCUGAACAAUUUCAAGGACUUGAUAAAACCUGGAGGUCACCUGUUACUGAUGAAUACAAUGGAAAGUACUUUUUAUCAUGCUGGUAAAAAGCGUUUUGGUGUAAUGACCUCAAACAAGGAAUUCCUGGAGAAGGCUUUUAAAGAAGCUGGUUACCUGGUUGAGAAAGCUGUGUAUGCACCCCGUAUUGAUAAAUCGAUGAUGCAUAUUUCUGAUUUUAAUGGUUGCUAUUUUUUUCAUGCCCGUAAACCACAGUGAAGCCAAAUUCAUCAAUGAUAAUUUUUUAAAAAUAUUGGUAUAUAAUGUAAUACAAAAUAUUGCUAAAUAAGUGAUUUGGGGUAGGGUAAAAUGGAUACUGUCACAAUCAAAAAAACCUUUUAUAUGUUGUACAUUUUGGCAACACACUAAAAAGGCAUGUUUAAGGGGUAUUUCAGCCUUAGACAUCUUAUCCUCUAUCCAAAGGAUAGGGGAUAAGAUGUCUGAUUGCAGGGGGGUACCGCCACUGCCACACCCCCUACCAAAGACAUGAAUGGAGGUGGCUUGGCGUGAUGUCACAUAUCCGUCUCUGGAGCAGUGCCUGGCAAUUAAGACAUUUUAUCCCCUAUCCUUUGAAUGGGAGAUAAGAUGACUAAGGCCUUAAUACCCCUUUAAAGGGGUACUCCA
This is a messenger RNA of Hyla sarda, 1364 nucleotides long. RefSeq names its product nicotinamide N-methyltransferase-like. NCBI's taxonomy places the organism in Eukaryota, Metazoa, Chordata, Amphibia, Anura, Hylidae. Gene Ontology annotation, molecular function: N-methyltransferase activity. The record is from RefSeq and is a predicted model, not a curated record. The coding region runs from base 171 to 959 and encodes 262 amino acids. The transcript has 4 exons. Gene Ontology annotation, cellular component: cytosol.